Molecule: messenger RNA, 1673 nt
Organism: Ixodes scapularis (black-legged tick)
Lineage: Eukaryota; Metazoa; Arthropoda; Arachnida; Ixodida; Ixodidae
Product: TNF receptor-associated factor 6-like
Exons: 2
Coding region: 172-1659 (495 amino acids)
Biological process (GO): tumor necrosis factor-mediated signaling pathway; regulation of canonical NF-kappaB signal transduction; positive regulation of JNK cascade
Cellular component (GO): plasma membrane signaling receptor complex; cytoplasmic side of plasma membrane
Molecular function (GO): ubiquitin protein ligase binding; tumor necrosis factor receptor binding; zinc ion binding
Source: RefSeq, a predicted model, not a curated record
ACAACCGUGCGUACAGUGUUGCCUUGUUUAUCAGGAAGGUGGGGUAAAGACCCAUUCCACCAUGGAGGUCACCCGUUCAUCAUGCACUUCUUCCGUGUUGUCUCAAGGCCCUUGGAGCCCCAUUAAGGUUAUCUAUACUGACCCCAUGUUGGGGGUCCAUGCACGAGCUGCAUGUCGGGGGCGUCCCCACCAUUUCCCCGCGCUGUAGGCGCUAUUGGUUCUAAGGUCAAGGUCCCUUCAUUUUCCAGUUUACUUCCAGUCGUCGGGCAAAAAACAACUGUGACUGGACAUCUUGACCUUUUUAAGAUGAGGCCCAUCUUCAUAUCCGGAUUCUCGGACACUCUGGAUUGGAGGCCCCUGUACUUCGAAGAGUCCUCCGCUGCACACAAUGCAUGCUCCCUGUGUGGCCUGGUGUCGAGAAAUGUUCUCAGAUUGCCCUGUGAGCACACGCUCUGCUUGGAAUGUCACGAGGAGUCCCAGAGGCGAGGUAGUACUUGUCCACUGGAUGAGGAACCCUUUGAAGACGAUAACAUUGUUCACCUUGAUAUCUCAGGAGGUUAUAUGCUGAAGCGUACGGUAGCCUGCGUCAAUGCACCCAAUGGUUGCGACUUCAUCGGUCAAGCUUCCAGACUCGUGGAUCACUACAAGCAGUGCUCGUUUCACGUCGUGCCUUGCCCCAGGUGCCAAUCACCAGUGCUAAGGACUGAGCUCGUGGGUCACUGUAAAGGCGGCUGCAGUUCUGCGUCCACUACACCCGUGCCCAUUCCGUAUUAUAUAAACGUGAAUUAUGAUCAUUUAGAAAUUACAAGCAGUGAACUGAAAAGAGAGAUGUUCAAGAUAUCCCAAAAUCUCUCUUGUCUUCAAACCGGCCUCAACCAGUGGUUUGAGGAAGUCCGUACAUUGGAGAAAAACACAAACAAGGAACUGAAUGACGCAGCACUCAAGAUCUCUGACCAUCUCUCCGGUCUGAACAGCUCUCUGGAACAGUCCCGGGAAGAUGGGAGGGAAGCAGCCAGAAACACCAAAGAGCAGUUGGAAGCUCAAUCGUCGAGACUUUCCGAGCAGUUGGACCGAAUCGAAACUAAAAGUUUUGCUGCAGCAAACAAAGAACUAAAAGUUGCCAUUGAAGACACAAUGAAGACACACAUGGCUCAGGAACUACGUGCACAAAGCGAAGAACUCAUGAAUGGUCUAUCCGAGUACGUACUUAGAUAUUGCGGACCCAUGAAAUUCCACUGGUACUUUCAAGGCUGGGAAGACUUAAAAAAGAGUGCAUUAGACGCAACGCAUGGCGCUUGCAGCCCCUUACAGUAUGUAUUUGGCUAUAAUGUGGGCAUCUAUAUCCAGCUGAAAAAAGAGGAGGGGCAGAUGAUUUUUGGGUUUUUUAUCCGUAUUUAUCCAGGCGUCAACGAUUCAAAGCUGGAAUGGCCCUUCAGCAAGACUUACACGCUCGGUGUCAUUCAUCCCAAAGACAAAGUGAAAAGAAAGAUUGAUGUAACCGAUGCAAGUAAAUAUUCGGACCAGACGAGCUUCCAGAUGCCAGAACAAGACGGUAAUGCUGGUUUUGGAAGAAGGAAUUGGAGUACCGCUAACGUGCUCGAAGGGGAAGGGUUUGUUAAUGACGAUGCACUUCACUGUUUUCUCCAAGUUGAGCCGUAGUGUUUUUUUUGUUU